Cavia porcellus (domestic guinea pig) is the source of this 3956-nucleotide messenger RNA. It is a transcript of the gene Galnt16, whose product is annotated as polypeptide N-acetylgalactosaminyltransferase 16. NCBI's taxonomy places the organism in Eukaryota, Metazoa, Chordata, Mammalia, Rodentia, Caviidae. Gene Ontology annotation, cellular component: Golgi apparatus. The transcript is spliced from 16 exons. Gene Ontology annotation, molecular function: polypeptide N-acetylgalactosaminyltransferase activity. The coding region runs from base 1 to 1992 and encodes 663 amino acids. The record is from RefSeq and is a predicted model, not a curated record. Gene Ontology annotation, biological process: protein O-linked glycosylation.
AUGAAUGGGCGCCGGCAGCCGCGCGCGCUGGGGCUGAAGGGCAUUAGGACCGUGAGGAUCGCUCGGCGCUCCUGUCUCUCCUUAUCACCCCCCCCCCUCCUUUUUCUGCUCUGCAGGACUGAGCAGCCAGGCGCGAGCGAAAACAAACAGCUGGGGCUAAGAGCGCCCCCGGCCCCGGCCCCGGCCCCGGCCCCGGCCUGGAGAGCACGCCGGCCCCCAGCCGGGCGCCCGUCCGCCCACCAUGAGGAAGAUCCGCGCCAAUGCCAUCGCCAUCCUGACCGUAGCCUGGAUUCUGGGCACUUUCUACUACUUAUGGCAGGACAACCGAGCCCACGCAGCAUCCUCCGGGGGCCGGAGUACGAAGAGGGCUGGAGGGAGGCCGGAGCAGCUCCGCGAGGACCGCACCAUCCCGCUCAUUGGAUUUCAGCUGCAUCCCUGACCAGGGUCUGGCAGAGGCGGAUGGCCACCCAGAGAAGGGCUGUGAACUUUUCAGACCAGGUGACAGGAACACCCUCAAAAGGCUUUGAUGAGAAGGCGUACCUGUCUGCCAAGCAGCUGAAGCCUGGAGAGGACCCCUACAGGCAGCACGCCUUCAACCAGCUGGAAAGUGACAAGCUAAGCCCUGACAGGCCCAUCCGGGACACUCGCCAUUACAGUUGCCCAUCCUUGUCCUACUCCUCGGACCUGCCAGCCACCAGUGUCAUCAUCACCUUCCACAACGAGGCUCGCUCUACCCUUCUGCGCACAGUGAAGAGUGUCUUGAACCGGACUCCAGCCAACUUGAUCCAGGAGAUCAUUUUAGUGGAUGACUUCAGUUCAGAUCCUGAAGACUGUCUGCUCCUGACCAGGAUCCCCAAGGUCAAGUGCCUGCGCAAUGACCGGCGGGAAGGGCUGAUCCGGUCACGAGUUCGCGGGGCAGAUGUGGCGGCGGCCGCCAUCCUCACGUUUCUGGACAGCCACUGUGAAGUGAACGUUGAGUGGCUGCAGCCCAUGCUGCAGCGGGUGAAGGAGGACCACACACGUGUCGUGAGCCCCAUCAUCGAUGUCAUCAGUCUGGAUAACUUUGCCUACCUGGCAGCCUCUGCUGACCUUCGAGGAGGAUUUGACUGGAGCCUGCACUUCAAGUGGGAACAGAUCCCUCUGGAGCAGAAGAUGACCCGGACAGACCCCACCAGGCCCAUCAGGACACCAGUCAUAGCUGGAGGGAUCUUUGUGAUCGACAAGGCCUGGUUUAACCACUUGGGGAAGUAUGAUGCCCAGAUGGACAUCUGGGGAGGAGAGAAUUUUGAGCUCUCCUUCAGGGUGUGGAUGUGUGGAGGGAGUUUGGAAAUCGUCCCCUGCAGCCGGGUGGGCCAUGUCUUCCGGAAGAGACAUCCCUACAACUUCCCUGAGGGCAACGCCCUCACCUACAUCAGGAAUACCAAGCGUACUGCGGAGGUGUGGAUGGAUGAAUACAAACAAUACUACUACGAGGCCCGGCCCUCAGCCAUUGGGAAGGCCUUUGGCAGUGUGGCCACAAGGAUCGAGCAGAGGAAGAAAAUGGACUGCAAGUCCUUCCGCUGGUACCUGGAGAAUGUCUACCCCGAGCUCACGGUCCCCGUGAAGGAAGUGCUCCCCGGCAUCAUUAAGCAGGGGCUUAAUUGCUUAGAAACCCAGGGUCAGGACACAGCUGGUGACUUCCUGCUUGGAAUGGGGAUCUGCAGGGGCUCUGCCAAGAACCCCCCACCAGCCCAGGCUUGGCUGUUCACUGACCAUCUCAUUCAGCAGCAAGGCAGGUGCCUGGCCGCUACUUCUGUGUCCCCUCCCGGGUCCCCAGUCAUCCUGCAGGUGUGCAACUCAAAAGAAAGCAAACAGAAAUGGAAGAGAAAAGGAUCUUUCAUCCAGCAUUCCAUCAGCGGCCUCUGCCUGGAGACGAAGCCUGCCCAGCUGGUGACCAGCAAGUGUCAGGCUGACGCCCAGGCCCAGCAGUGGCAGCUGCUGCCACACACAUGACAGUAGCUCCGGGGCCUCCUGUAUCUUUUGCAUGAGACUUUGGGACCAGAAGGGGGUUAGGGUGGGGGAGUGUCAAGUGGGCCCUUUCUGUCUCCUCACAUUUCUGCCCCGAUCAUCAACAGACAUCCCUGUGACACCUUUCUCCAAAGCUUGCUCUGGAAAGGGUGCAGGGGGCCACCCUGCCAUGUCCAUGUCCUGGGAGAGGCAGUGGGCAAGGUGCUGGGUUGUUGCUGGCAGGCUGGGUAGGUGCCCUUCUUGGGGUCUGACAGUAGUGUGUGGGCUCUCUCCUUGUUGCUUGGGGUAACAAGGACAGAAGCCUACACAGAGGCCAACUGGGAUCCUGGGGCCUGCUGUGGGGGCAGCAGGAGAAGAGAAAGUGGGCAGUGUUUUUGGAGAGGCUGAGGGCUGGGAAGACAGAGAGGAAGAGAGGAGCCACCUACAGGGGUGACAGUGAUUAGGAAGAAGGAAGACUCAGGGGCCUGUCCAGGAGAUGCCAAAUGCAGGGCUGGUGGGUGGCAGGAGUGGGAUCCUGGGAGAAACAAUGGACACUCAAAGGAGUACUGUACAGAUCAGAGCAUUAAAGAACAAGGCCCAGGACAUCAUCCAUCCCCUGCUUGUCAGCCCCACUGAGCCUGAUGCAUCCCACAGUCUCAGCAGGAGGCUGCAGAGGGAUCUGGGAUGUCAUUUUUAAAUGGACUUCACUUCUGUUUGCCCAUGUGUCCACCAAAAACUCUCUUGGGCCUUAAUAACCAGCCAGUGCCCCAUCUCUUCUGCCUGAGCCCACUGGGAGGAUGGGCAGCUGCCACGCACCCUGGAACGGUCCCAUGCUCAUUGGUCUCCUGCUUUCUCACAGAUCUUUGCCUCUGUAUAUAUAGCAUCUUAGGUCAGGGUGGCCAGUAGGAAUGGGACCUCCUUUCUGGAGCAGAACAUUCCCUAAGUCACCCAGGCCAAACUUUGUUCUCAGUCCUUCCCCGCAGGAGGACUCCCUCCAAGGGUCAGUUAUUGCAGGAGGUUGAGAGGCUGGCUGAUGGCUCCUGUUUGGGUGGAGAAAUCCCAGAUCCUUCUCCCAGCUAUAGAGAACACCAUUUCCACUCCUCCCCAUGGCCCUGUUUUGGGAUCUCCUCUGUAGGAAAGACUGCUCAUACAAGAACCCCAGGGGUCUCUGUCCUGACGCAAACCAUCCUUGACCUCUACCUAGUCUUUCAUAGAAAGUACAGAUUUGUGGGGAUUUCAUGGAUUCCAGAAGGUUUAGGGAGCUCCAGAAAUUGUCCCCACAGUAUUCCAUUGUAUGUGUGCAUAUACUCAUUUUUCCUGGGGAGAGGUCCAUAGGGGCUCCCAGCUUCUUAAAGAGGUCCCUAAACCCCAUAGAGUCUCAGUCUCCACCUGGGAGUGGAGCCACCAUCUAUCUGAGCUGCUACUGGCCCAUGUUCCUCCCUGGGGUGCCCAGAUCACCUCACCCCGCUCCCCCGACAUGGCCUUUGGGUGGGGAGUGUGAGUCCAUGGUCUGCAGCACCACUAUGGAAAGAUGUCCAGCGUUUUCCUCUCCUCAUGGGCCCCCGACAUGUGCAAGCCCCCAGACUCAGCAAAGGGAAUCCUUCCCCUCCGUGGCUCACUGUUCCCUUCCUCUGCUAUGAAGUUUCACUGCCGCCAUCCUGGAAAGCCACCUGCCACAGCUGAGGGCAGAACCAGGGCCGAGUGAAGACUGGUUCUUGGUGCCUCAGCCUGCUCGGAUGUGGGCUCUCGUUGAAUGUAAGGACUGCUGCUCAAAGCGCCUUUGAGAAGUUCUCGCCCUCACUUCCUGUGGUCACCAGGCUCUGUACUUGUCAGCCCUCCUUUGUGGGGACUCAGCCCAAUUCUGGUUUUGCUUUUCUUCUUCUUUACCAAAGCAUGUGCCACUAGCUGUCCUUUGGGACACUGUCUUUAUGAAACACACACCUGGAAUAAAACCACUUCUUACAAGUUCA